AUGUCGCGCUCGGGUGACAAGAAGCCUGUUGGGUUUGCCAUUCAGUUGACGGCAGGAGGCACAGCAGGAGCGAUGGAGGCGCUAUGCUGCCAACCUCUGGACACAAUCAAAGUACGAAUGCAGCUCUCGCGCUCUGGGCUGGCUCCAGGGACUAAACCCAGAGGGUUCCUCGCGACGGGAGCAAUGAUCGUUCAGCGAGAAACUCCUCUCGCGCUCUACAAGGGCUUGGGUGCGGUGCUGUCGGGAAUCGUCCCCAAGAUGGCUAUCCGGUUCGCGAGUUUCGAGACAUACAAGGGAUGGCUAGCAGACAAGGAGACUGGCAAGACCAGCGUCGGUAAUAUAUUCAUUGCCGGUUUGGGCGCGGGGACGACCGAGGCUGUAUUUGUAGUGACGCCCAUGGAGGUUGUGAAGAUUCGGCUACAAGCGCAGCAGCACUCGCUCGCAGACCCUCUUGAAACGCCUCAAUACAGAAAUGCUGGGCAUGCAGUGUACAAGAUCAUCCGCGAAGAGGGCUUCAGCGCCCUUUACCGUGGAGUGUCUCUGACCGCUCUACGACAGGCGACAAAUCAAGGCGCAAACUUCACAGCAUAUCAAGAAUUGAAGAAGUUUGCUCACCAAAUGCAGCCGGAAUUGGUUGACUUGCCAUCCUACCAGCAUAUGGUUAUCGGGCUGAUCUCCGGCGCUAUGGGCCCCUUUUCCAACGCGCCCAUCGACACGAUCAAGACGCGCUUGCAGAAGGCGACGGCGGUGCCGGGUACGUCCGCAUUUCAGCGCAUCGCGGCCAUUGCGGGGGAUAUGUGGCGCCAGGAAGGAUUCCGCUCGUUCUAUAAGGGCAUCACGCCGCGUGUGCUGCGCGUUGCGCCUGGCCAGGCGAUCGUGUUUGCAGUAUAUGAACGCAUGAGGAAGAUCAUCGAGACGUUGCAGGGCUCAUCGGAAGAUAAAGUAUAUAGCGAGUGA
Molecule: messenger RNA, 957 nt
Organism: Fibroporia radiculosa
Lineage: Eukaryota; Fungi; Basidiomycota; Agaricomycetes; Polyporales; Fibroporiaceae
Exons: 6
Coding region: 1-957 (318 amino acids)
Biological process (GO): transmembrane transport; succinate transport; fumarate transport
Source: RefSeq, a predicted model, not a curated record